ACGUGCAUGAUGAUAGUGGCUGAACAGGGCAACAUAGAUUCAGUUUGCAGCACAAUAUCAUGAUGACUAACUUCGGGCGGCUACUCCACGUUCCAGCUGACUUCAGAAAGAAAGCUUCCCAGAGCCCCAAGUCGGCGGCAAGCGUCAACUCAAAUUUUACCUCAUCUACGAAGGGAACGAUACGACCAAAUCCGAAUCUGAACGCUGAACUAGCAGCCCGACAACUGAAUGCAGCAUUUCAGGGAAUAAAAAGUGAUGCAGUAACAAUCAUAAACAUUUUGACAACACACAGCAACCAUCAACGACAGAAGAUAAAACGGCAUUACAAAAUUCUCUAUGUGAAAGAAUUGGAGAGCGAUAUUAUCAGUGAUCUUGGCGGCCACUUCAGGGAUGUUGCCCUGGCAUUACUGCAAACCCCCCAGGAAUUCGUGGCUGACAACAUUCACAUGACUCUUCAGAAAAUUCGGCCAGAAGAGUCAAUUAUGGUGGAGUUGCUCUGUGGACGAAGUAAUUCCAGAAUAAUGCUAAUUAAGGAAUCGUACUAUAAAAAAUACGGGCGAGACUUGGAUAUUGCAGUAAAACGACAGAUGAACAGCGAUCUAAGUCGACUCAUGAGAAUACUUCUAACUACAGAACGGGAGGAGGCAGAAGUGAAUGUAGCUCAGGCACACAAAGAAGCACAGAUGCUGGCACACGCUGGAGUGGGAAUGAGAUAUGGAACAGAUGAUGCUGUGAUUGCUGAACUGUUGCUUAGGCGCAGUUACCCACACCUAAGGGAGAUGUUUGCUGAAUUCCACACAAUUAAGCGGCAUCCCAUCGAGGACAGCAUCCGUCUUGAUUUCCGGGGAGGACUGCGUGAUGGCUUACUGGCUCUUGUGAAGGCUGUGAAUAACCCUGUCGAGUUCUUCACAGACCAAAUACGAGCUGCAUUCAGAGACCCUGAGCCUAAUGAUUAUCAGCUGAUACGGCUUUUUGUAGCUAGAUCAGAGCUGGACCUUGCAGAUAUAAAAGACCAUUAUGUCGAGAUGCACGACUCGAAGUUGGGGUCCACCGUAACAGAAGAAACACGGGGAGAUUAUAGGAGGAUACUUCUUAGGUUGCUUGGUUACUGAAUCUGAUAAAUUUACCUGCCAGAGUGGAAGAAAGGUUUCAUUGCAAAUGAUGCCAUUAUUAACAUCAAGAUUCUGCUAUCAACUUCUUUGGGUUUCUUGAAUCCUGAAAUUCUUAUGGCGUCAGUUCUGUUUAGCUGAAUGAAAAACCUCUCCUAUGUUUCAAAAUGAAAGACUGCAUUUUCUUUCCCUGAUAAGUUCAAAACGUGUAUGCAUUUAGUGACAUUUCCUGAAACAAAUAUUACAUAUAAUGCAUAUGAUAUUAAACCAUUAUCUUGAAAGCUGGAAAACUGCCAACUGAAUUACACCUUUUGCUGUAGAGUAAAGGUUUUACAAACACACCUGGAAAAAGUAAACUAAGCCAACAGCUUUAAAAUAAAAACAGCAACUGUAAUAAACAGUAUUGAAUCUGAAAAACAGUACUGGCAAAG
Molecule: messenger RNA, 1540 nt
Organism: Zootermopsis nevadensis
Lineage: Eukaryota; Metazoa; Arthropoda; Insecta; Blattodea; Termopsidae
Product: annexin-B12
Cellular component (GO): plasma membrane; cytoplasm; nucleus
Molecular function (GO): phosphatidylserine binding; calcium-dependent phospholipid binding; calcium ion binding
Source: RefSeq, a predicted model, not a curated record